Polyodon spathula (Mississippi paddlefish) is the source of this 1221-nucleotide messenger RNA. RefSeq lists its product as uncharacterized. The record is from RefSeq and is a predicted model, not a curated record. The transcript has 4 exons. The coding region runs from base 76 to 579 and encodes 167 amino acids. Lineage: Eukaryota; Metazoa; Chordata; Actinopteri; Acipenseriformes; Polyodontidae.
UUUUCCUUCCCCCCCCUCCCCCAGCAGCCACAAGAUGGUAGUUCCCAACUUGCUGACUUGGAGCUGGAAUAUACCAUGGCCCUAAACAGAAGGAAGAGACUGAAGGAGGAACAUGCCACCCUCAUACAGGGGGAGCUUCUGAAAAUGGAAGAGGAGCUGCAGGCUGAAAAGGGUGAAGGGGAGCCUGCGGGAGAGAUCUGGCGGCUGCAAAGGGAGAGGGAGGUCCUGGUUCUUCAGCUGGAAGUCCUGCGGAGGGAGAACGGCGAGGUUGAGCGAGAUCUGGAGUUGAUGCACAGAAGAUGCUCUGAGGAGCUGGACUCUCACCGAGCACAGAGCCUGCAGGUUUUCCGUGCUUUCCGCCAGGUGUUUGAGGAACAGAAAGACGCCCUAGACCGCCGCUAUCGGACUCUGCUGGGGGAAGCCAUCCAGGAUGCUAUUUACUUGUCUGCACGCAACCAGCAGCUAGAGGCGGAGAAUGCACGGCUACAUGGUGCACUUGCAGAGCUGAGAGAUGCGCUGUCUAUGAAACCGUUUGCCGGAGGCUCUCAGCAUUGUCGGAGAGAUACUGCCACAACCUAAGAUGGAGAAGGAUCGCAGCAUUGCAAAUUCAAAUCACACAGGAGUCUUGCCUGUCUGAAUGUCAAGGGAGAAACAACAAAAACAGCAACACUUUUUUUUACUGUUAUUACUAACAGGGUGUACUAUAACGCACUCCAACUCAACGGCUUCCAAGGCACUUCAGUUUUCAAGAAUCACAGCUUGGUGUAACAGCAAGGAUAUAAGCACAAUAGCAAGUCAAAUCAUCAUCAGCCCCACAGUGCUGUUGGAAUGACAAUCUCACAGCAGCGAUAACCCACCCUUUAAUAUGUGUUGCUACCUCUCAUUAACUAUUGUAAUGCUCAAACAUUGCUCAUACACUAAUGUGUUUUUUUUUUUUACAUAUUUAUUUUACCGUAACUCAAUAAGAACAUUUUUCAAAUGAAACACUACAGCUACAUUCUUGCAUAUCACGUCAAUAUGUACCAAGAAGCAGCUGGAAUUCACAGCAUAUCAUUUAAUAGAUGGGGAUUGUUUUGUUCACUGCAGUAAAAAAUAAAUCUGUUCGUUCCAGUUCUGAAAGCAUCUUUCUACAAAAGUUUGUCCUGUAACAGUAGCUUCUCUAUUUUUGUCUACGUCUCUUCUUGCAAUUCCUUUUCUAUUUUAGCUCAUUUCUCAAUUCAG